Molecule: messenger RNA, 3188 nt
Organism: Gracilinanus agilis (Agile Gracile Mouse Opossum)
Lineage: Eukaryota; Metazoa; Chordata; Mammalia; Didelphimorphia; Didelphidae
Gene: SIKE1
Product: suppressor of IKBKE 1
Exons: 5
Coding region: 19-657 (212 amino acids)
Source: RefSeq, a predicted model, not a curated record
CCCGGUCCUCCCUCCGUUAUGAGCUGCACCAUCGAGAAAAUCCUGACGGAUGCGAAGACGCUGCUGGAGCGGCUGCGAGAGCACGACGCCGCCGCCGAGUCCCUGGUGGAUCAGUCAACUGCCCUGCACCGGCGGGUAGCUGCGAUGAGGGAGGCGGGCGCCGUCCUGCCCGACCAGGUCAGGCGGGGCCGUUAUCAAGAGGAUGCCGCGGACCUGAAGGACGUGUCCAAAUACAAACCGCACAUCCUGCUGUCUCAAGAGAACACGCAGAUUAGAGAUUUGCAGCAGGAGAACCGAGAGUUAUGGAUUUCCUUGGAGGAACACCAGGAUGCUUUGGAACUCAUCAUGAGCAAGUACAGGAAACAAAUGCUACAAUUAAUGAUUGCUAAAAAAGCAGAGGAUGCCGAACCAGUCUUGAAAGCUCACCAAUCUCACUCUUUAGAAAUUGAAAGUCAGAUUGAUAGAAUCUGUGAAAUGGGAGAAGUGAUGAGGAAAGCUGUUCAGGUGGAUGACGACCAGUUUUGUAAGAUUCGGGAAAAACUAGCCCAACUAGAGCUUGAAAACAAGGAGCUUCGGGAACUGUUGUCCAUCAGUAGUGAGUCUCUCCAGGUGAGGAAGGAAGACUCAAUGGAGAGUGCUUCCCAAGUCACCAAAUAAUGCUCACCUUUUGAACAACUGCUGGAGAGCACCCUGCAGGGAAGGGAAUUGGUAGUUAUUUGCUCUUUUGUGUUGUCUGUUCAGUGUCAUCUUCCUGCCUCAGGUUUGUUUGGGGCCAGAAGUACCAGGUGGCAGCUUGUUUGCUAGUCAAGAUCAGCUUCUUGCAAAUACCAUUCUCCUGAUGAGUCAGUGAGGGUAUAUACCUGACUUUCAUUGAACUGUCUACUCUUUUUCCAGGAGAUGACUUCUGCUUAAUUUUUUAUUUUGGGGACCUCAGUUUAUUCAAACUAUGUUUCCAUCUUGUUUUGUUUUUUUUUCAUAACUCCAACAAGUAGAACAUUUCACUGUGAGCCAUCUACUUAUUUUGUUUAAUAGUGAAAUGGAAUUCCAAACAAGGAACCCAGAGCUAUUUGUUUUGGAACUAGAUUUUGGCGAUUUUGCCAGAAUAAUACAUUUAUAUAGAGUAAAACUAGCAGUUUAUCUAUUUGUAGUAUCAUUCAAUUUCUCUAAUGUUUUCAAACUCUUUGGUGCUAGGAAUUGGGGCUUUGUGACCUAGUGUCCUCACUCUUAUUUUGAGAGCAUUCAUUUUAGCCAGUCUCAAGAAAAUAUACUUGAAAAUUAUAGUCUAAGAUGUCAGAGAUAGUAAAAUUGUAAUAUGACUAAAACCAUGUCUUUUUUUAAUCUUGUUUUUCACAUUGUAUUUCAUUCAAAGGCUUAAAGUAUUUUUUCCCUAGCAACUGAAUAUUUUUCAACUUUGUCUGCCCCAAAUUUUUGUCUUGUUGGAAGUCAGCCAGCCAGUUUUAAGGUACCUCAACCUCCUUUCCUUCAAUUUUUAAUUGCUUCCUUGUCUCUUAUAAAUUGAAUACAGGUGUGGUGCUUAAGUUCCCACCUCUUCCUUGAAUUGCAGGGGUUUGUUUCUUCAUAUUUCAGCACUGUCUAUUUCACCUUGAUAUUUUCCCCAAAAAGUUCAGUGGAGAAAAAAUUACAAAGCAAAAUUCCCAAUUGGGGAGAUUGAUGAUUUCCACUUCAGUUCCAAACACUUAUCCAGCCCAUGAAGAACACACCUUAUUAGCACAAUGUUUAGCUUGAUAGCAUUUCUUGAAGGUCUCCUGUUGGUUUCUAAGUUUGAAUAUCAUUUGAUAUUGUUGCUUAAACUCUUUGGUUUUAAAAACAAAUUCUUCUACCACAUAUGUUAGUUUCAUGGUAACAUAUUUCUUGUAAAUAUCCUGUAGCUGCCACCUUCCUUAUCACAUUCCCCCUGCCCCAUCCAAGAUUACUCUUGGGAUUUCAAGCUUACCUUUAGGAAGCAAUAUUCAAACAGUAUUGAGGUUCAGGACAAGAAGUCCAUGCUUCCUAAAUAUUCAACAUAGUUUUGCAGCAAGGAGGCACAUACAUUGUCUAAGAGAGCUUAUUGUGAAGAGGUUGGGGAUGUUUCUUUUGCACAGUCACAAAGAAUUUUAUUGCUGUUUUCACAGCAUUUUACCUUCAGCUCCAAGAUCAAACUAUCUCCCAGAAGUCAUAUAUUUCUGAUGCCAGUUGGUUUUUCCAGUGGAUGGUGUUUAGAGGGACAGACUUAUGAUUUGAGAACUGGCCAUUCAGUGUUUGAAUACAAUUUUUUAAAAAGCACUCCUGUCCCUUUGUGCUAAAUAUAUAUCUUCUCCCCCAAAAGCAAAUGAAUUAUUACCCCAACUUUUAUGCCUUAAAGUUAUGCCAUCAGUGCCACUUGGAGUCAUACCAAUAGGUACCCCUUGUCUUUCUUUUAACUGAUUGUAGUCAUUUUAAUGGAGUUGUUCAUUGGCACAAAAUCAAGUGACUGGUUAAGGUACAUAAUAUGGUGUUUAUUACACUGGGAUUCUCUAUCAUCUGCCUUCUACUGCUGGAGCCAUUUGAAACAUCUCUUUACAUCUCAGGUUAAAUAAAUAUGUACAGUGAGUGGUUUAUCCUCCCUCCCAUUUACAAAAUAAAAUGAAAUAAAGGUUUGAAAUGUGUUUCUGAUUGAAAGUAAUUUACAGUGCUUUCAGUACUGUUUCUUAAACAUGAAAAAUAUUAAUAUGCAAGUUGGUUUUAAUGUCAUGUGAAAAGGGGCAAUUAUGAAGCCAGUUGAAAGUAGAAGUGAUGGUACCAUUUGGCAACCUCCUCAUGGCAAAUUGAUGUUCAAAUGGAAAAAAUAAGAAGUAUAUCUUUGCAAAUAAAACAGAAAUGUGGGGUAGAUGAGAGUCCUCAUUGGGUAUCUAUGAAGAUUUUUCUGCCAUUGAAUGCUUGCCACUUCUUAUGAUUCUGACUCAGAUUUUGUUUUAUAUUCAACUGGGAAGUUUGUCUAAAAUUUUUGCUUAGGAAAAUCUACUCCUUUCUGAUAAUCCCAUGCUCAAAUUGCUGUUUUAUUUCCUGGAAGUGAAAUGGUAUGUCAAAUUUUUUUAAGUUUACCAAUUAGUGAGUGAUUGGAAAGCCAUUCUCCAGAAGUAUCUAGCUAAAUGAGUUAUAUUAAAAAUGAAUGUUACUUUUUGUUAAUUAAAUUAAUUUUUAAAAGAGAA